Molecule: messenger RNA, 104 nt
Organism: Apaloderma vittatum (bar-tailed trogon)
Lineage: Eukaryota; Metazoa; Chordata; Aves; Trogoniformes; Trogonidae
Gene: SPTSSA
Product: serine palmitoyltransferase, small subunit A
Exons: 1
Biological process (GO): ceramide biosynthetic process
Cellular component (GO): serine palmitoyltransferase complex
Molecular function (GO): serine C-palmitoyltransferase activity
Source: RefSeq, a predicted model, not a curated record
AUUCCAUGCUAGUUUCCAUUGUUGGAAUGGCACUGUACACAGGCUAUGUGUUCAUGCCGCAGCACAUCAUGGCGAUAUUGCACUACUUUGAAAUUGUGCAGUGA